Messenger RNA from Betta splendens (Siamese fighting fish), 6255 nucleotides. RefSeq names its product tumor necrosis factor, alpha-induced protein 3 (gene tnfaip3). Lineage: Eukaryota; Metazoa; Chordata; Actinopteri; Anabantiformes; Osphronemidae. The record is from RefSeq and is a predicted model, not a curated record. The transcript is spliced from 9 exons. Gene Ontology annotation, biological process: protein K29-linked deubiquitination; cell migration; protein K33-linked deubiquitination. Gene Ontology annotation, cellular component: cytoplasm; nucleus. The coding region runs from base 1135 to 3612 and encodes 825 amino acids. Gene Ontology annotation, molecular function: K63-linked polyubiquitin modification-dependent protein binding; cysteine-type deubiquitinase activity; DNA binding.
AGUGGGAGUCGCUCCAUCAGGAAGAGAAAAGCAAAAGGAAAGCAAAGCCCGUCAGCGCAGGCGUCCGGGGUAAAGUACGGGGUGUGACGACAUCAAAGGCGCUCUGCAACGUUGGAAUGUUGUAAGCUGAGGAUACAUCAAAUUGUGCAAACUGAAAAUAAACACAUUAGCAAAAAGAGCAGCGGUGGCAGCUGCAACACAAACUGCAGCUUCUGUAUGAAGUGUAGGAUGCCAAAUGUGGCUCUGCCGUUUAUUAUACAACUCGUUAUUUUACUGUUUAGUCCUUUAACUUUGGAUCAUUCAAAUCUGAAAGCUUGAAGUGUGCGACACAGUUUUCAGGAGUUCUGAUUAACUUCCCUGGUUGUGCAUAAAUGUUGUGAAAGAGGGAAUUUAGUUGACGUGUGAACUUGUGUAUUUACUCAUAUUUCCUUAUGUACUCAAGUUCCCGUCAUGCAAUCAACACCUGCAACUUGACCCGCACUCAUCCAUUCCUAGACGCAUAAAGACACACACACAUGCAUGCAGUCACAAAGCCACAGUCUUACGGCCAUGCGAUAAGUUGCUCUUUCCCUUUCCUUACUCAUGCGCUGAGACUGUCCUCCUGCACGUUAAUGAUUUAUUUCCAAGGCUGUCUCAUGAAAUAGAUUAUGACGCGACCUGUCUGUCUCCCUCAGUGACGCUCCUUUGUGCACAGUAGGUGGGAUAUGCUUUUCAGUAUUGACUCAGACAGUCGGAGCCCCUGGCGGCGGAGAGCCGCAAUUACAUUUGACUGAGAAGAAAAUGGGUGGACGGAAAGUCCCCGUGUGGAAAUCCCCUUGACUUUUUCCCUUUUUUUAAAAACUAUCGUUAGCGGACGUGUGUAGUCUUUUGACAGGCUUCGCGAGCGGCGUGCGUUUCCAAAAUACGUCUGAUACUGAGGGAAAGAGCAGGUUGAAUGGCGCCGAGAACCGCUGCGGUGAGGCUGAGUGAAGUGGCUGAGAGAGGACGAGCCUGAGCAUCCGGGAGGCUUUGUUUUUACCCCGACAUAUUACACAGUUUUCACAGUCGGUCAUCGGCGGCUGGUGCCUCCUCCUCCCUUCCUUCUCCUCGUUCCUCCUCCUCCCCUCCUUCCAUCCACCUGGCCGCCCCUCCGCCAUGUCACAGGGUCAGAACUUUCUCCCGAAAUUCCUGUUUGUCUCCAACCUGCUAAAGGCGGUGAAGAUCCGUCAGCGAGUGCCCAACGACGUGGUGAAGCCGGCUGCCGGCGGGGGCCUGAUGCACCACCUGCGGGGGAUGCACCGGUACACGCUGGAGAUGAUCGCCAUGAACCACUUUCCGCAGGCCUUUAGGGAGGUGGUGCAGGCCGCCAUCUUGGACCGAGCCAUGCAGGCCUCACUGGAGCAGGAGAAGAAGCUCAACUGGUGUCGAGAGGUGAAGAAGAUGGUGCCCUUACGUACCAAUGGAGACGGAAACUGUCUGCUCCACGCAGCCUCUCAGUACAUGCUGGGCGUCCAGGACACGGACCUGGUGCUUCGCAAAGCCCUCCACGGUGUUCUGAAGGAGCCCGACACCAACGUCUUCAAAGCUCGCUUCCAGGCGGAGCUGCUCCAGUCGCAGGAGUUCACGCAGACCGGACUCCGAUACACCACCAUGAACUGGGAGGAGGAGUGGGACAAGAUUGUGAAGAUGGCGUCACCGGUCUCCAGUAGCAAUGGCCUCCAGUUUGAUUCUUUGGAGGACAUUCACAUUUUCAUCCUCUCCAACAUUCUCCGCAGACCCAUCAUCGUCAUCGCAGACCAGGUGGUCAGGAGUAUGAAGUCUGGUUCCUCCAUCUCUCCUCUGAAUGUGGGUGGGAUUUACCUGCCUCUCCACUGGCCUCCCGCUGAGUGCUACAAAUACCCAAUAGUGCUUGGCUACGACUCGCAGCACUUUGCGCCGCUCAUCACCAUCAAAGACAGUGGCCCAGAGAUCCGAGCCGUGCCGCUGAUCAACCCAGGCCGCGGGGGCUUCGAGGAGCUGAAGGUUCACUUCCUGAUGGAGAAAGAACAGCAGCAGAAGGAGAGACUCCUCAAAGACUACCUGCUCCUGAUAGAGAUCCCCAUCAUCGGCCUGGGCUACGAUGCCACGCGAAUCAUGAACGCUGCACGCCUGGAUGAGGGAAACCUCCCUGAAGACAUGAACCUGAUGGAGGACUACCUGCAGCUAGUCAACCACGAGUACCAGCGCUGGCAGGAGGACAAGGAGCAGGCGUGGGCAGCGCAGCCGCAGCGCCCGCCGCCCUUCUCCGUCUCCCAGCUCUCCCUCAUCGAGAUCCGAUGCGCCACGCCGAGAUGCACCUUCUACGUCUCUGUGGACACGCAGCCUCAUUGCCACGAGUGCUUUGAGAAGCGGCAGGCCACCGUCGGCGGGGGAGCGCGGAUAGAAGGGGUGGUACAAUCCAAGGGAGGAGGGGGACAAGGAGGGGUGGGUGUGACGGGGGGGUCGGAGACCGAGGGGAGCUCCAGAGGAGUCCGAGGCAGCAGCCCCCAGUCGUCCUCAUCCGGCAGAGGCGUGGUGCUGUCCAGCCCGCGCUCGGCCCCGCCCACCGCUCCCAGCCUCAGCCUGUACAGUGAAACUCACGCCAUGAAGUGCAAGACACCCGGAUGCCUCUUCACCCUGAGCGUGGAGCACGAUGGACUUUGCGAGCGCUGCUUCAACUCCAGGCAGAACCACGGACCCCCCGGGGCUGGAACGGCUGCUACCGGACUCCCAGGCACCAACGGGGGGCCGACGGUCCCCCACCCGGCCCAGGGCUCCGGCUGGACCCAGUGGGGGGGGCGCGAGGCAGAGACAGAGCGCUGCAGCAUUUGCAGGAAGGAGGCGUUCAGGAUAUUUAAUGGCAUGUGUCCACCCUGCAUGCAGCAGCCUCCAGAACGGGGAGAGACAAAGCCGAGCAACCCAAGGACUGAGGCCUCGUCUUCAGCUUGGAACCAGACCAGGGACACUGAGCCGCCUUGUCUUACUCUAACCCCAGGCCCCUUUUCAGCCUGGCAGCCCCCCCCAGGUCGACCCUGUAAAAGAUCUGGCUGCCAGUUUUUUGGGACUCCAGAGAAGUUGGGCUUCUGCACUAUUUGCUAUGUAGACUAUCAGACCAACCACCACCUGACCCCUGACCAGACCCCUGCGCCAGUCCCCAACCGGCACGGCUUGGAGGCGGGCUUCCAGAAUGCGUCGCGGUGUCGUGGGCCCGGGUGCGGUGCUGUUGGCAAAGCGAUGCUGGAGGGCUACUGCGACAAGUGCUACGUCAAAGAACAGAGCACGCGGCUCAACCAAGUGGCCAAUCGCACGCCCCACUCCCCCCCUCUAGUCAUGCGCGACCGGGCAGCCAAACCCAGGUCCUCGCAGCAAUCCCAGACCCAGACCCAGACCCAGUGCCGGCGGAGUGGCUGCAGCAACGUGUCCCCGGGCUGCACGGACCUCUGCCCGGAGUGCCACACCCGCGGGCAGGGCCGCGAGGCGGGCAGGCGGGCGCAGGCGCCCAAGGAGAAGUCCAAGCAGCGGUGCCGGACGCAAGGCUGCGACCACUACGCCAACCAGGAGAAACAGGGCUACUGCAAUGAGUGUGACCACUUCAAACAGAUCUACCGCGGCUGACCACAUACGCACCCACGCACUCUACAGCGGCGACGACACAUUGCUAGCACGCUAGAGCCGCUGCCCCGCUACGGGCGCCCCAUGCCAGUCAAUGCACCUCUGAUACUAACUAACCAACUAACUAGCUAGUGACUAACUAGUAACCUUAUGGCCUGAAAAUCAACCCCCCCAUGUAGAAUGUGAAGCGAGCGUGUGUGUACAUGGGGGUGUGUGUGCGUGUGCAUGUGAGUGUGUGCGUGUGUGUUUGCAGUAGACAUGGCCUACAGAAUACCUCUUUGUGCAUUUAUUAUCAUCUGAUGUGCCCUGUGCACCUACACAGCGAGAGGUUUGGCAUCAUGUCAGAGCAACUGACUUAACUCUUGUGUACAAUAUGUAUUUAGAGGUACGCAGCGAAUCGUGCCGGACAAAAUGAUUGUAUGUUGACAUAAGGAGAAGCAUCUGACAUUGCUUUCUAGACCACAGCCAAGGAUUUAUACCCCUCCUGUCCGUCCGUCUGUCUGUCUUAACCUAUCGGUGUAUCUGUCUGCCUGCCUGUCUAGCAUUUGUCCUGUGGAGCGAGCGAUGCAGUAGUUGGGGAAAGCCCAGCAACAAAUCGGUGAGAGCAGUGAGCGGAAGUGAGCUGAGCCGGGCAAAGCAAACGAAGUACUUGAAAUAAAAAUAAAUUUUAUUAUUAUUAUUAUUAUUAUUUUAACCACUUUUCAGUGUAGUUCUCCAAAACCACUCAUUCGCGUCCUUCCAAAAACAAAGACAUCGCUAAACGAGGCUGUUGCAAUCAACGUCAUUGUGGAGCGAUCAAGAGCAAAUUUCCUUUCGUCGUUCAGUCAGUCACAGUGUCUUAAGUUAAACGCCGGGGCUCGUUAACCUCCGGAUCAAUACGCAUGCGUCGUGUGAAGCAAACGCGGUCGAACGGGAGAGCGCGGUGAGGGCAGAGCACGUGCCUACAGCGCAGGGCAGACAGGGCAGGCCCCUGCUCGUUUGGUGCUACACGCACAGGAGCACGAGCCCGUGUAGCCCACACGCGGGCAGCGUCUGCGGCCGGAAGGCAGAAGCGGCAGUGGACGCAGAACCCAAGUUCCCUCCCGCCUUCGUUUCCCUCUUCUCCCGAACACAUCUGUUGCCUUGGACGUUGUUUUCCCGUUUCCCGCCGAUCACCUAAGCACCUAGAAACGCGCCGGCACGCGCGCCCGCCCGUGGCGCCAGUCCCGUCGGAGAGGGACGAGAGCGCGGCACGUGACGCCCGGGGACGGUUACCCGCCUCACCAUUGCCUGCACACACGCGAACGCGCACGCGAACGCGAACCGCAUUCUGAAGUGACGCGCGAUCGAACGAAAAGCCCGCCCAAAAACGCAUUCCCCGCUGCGCCCCGCUGAAUGUGCACGGCGACCACUUCAAAAGUUCAAGAGCAAUCCCCCUUUGCCUGCUUCGGCUAAUCUUGUUUAUCUGAAUGUGUUCUGUGCUGCUGCUUCAACAGCACAUUAUUGAGGCUGAUCCUCGAUAAGUUUUGCCUUUAACUAGUGAUUGAAAUUUUAUGGACCAGAGGGGCCUGAUCGGCGACGCUCGAUCGCUCCCACCUAUAAAAUGCUUUUGUGAAUAUGGAUCUUGGUCCGUAUUAUAGGACCUUCCAACCCGAUGCCUCAUCUCCAACACACACAUACACACACACACACACACACAUACAACACACGCAUGUGUGCAUCUAGAAUACACAAAACUGACAUUCCUGAUCUAUUUUUUUUUGGUUUUCAAAUUUGGUUUGGAAUUUUUAAAUGUAUUUUGAUAUAUUUGUUUUCUUUCUGCCAAAAAAAAGAAAAUGUGCCAUCAGUCGCCAAACGGUUGUUGUUACCUCCUCACAAAUGGCCAAGCCUGGACCAUUCUGAUCUAACUAGAGUGUGACAGAUACACAUCUCCAAUUCUUUGUGAACUCAAACUAGAAAAUCCCCGAAUGCCUUUCUCUCCUGUUGUUUUUAAUUUAAAUAUAGUACGCUUGUUUAUCUGCAGAGAUAAGCUCAGCUAUAAAACACUUAUCAAGUCAAAAGUCACACCAUCUGAAACAGUUGUUCUCCAAACACUUUCCACCACGGUGAAGAAUUCCCCUGCAAUAGACAGAUGUUCAUCUGUGGCUCUAGUUAGACAUUGACAAACAUUGACAAACAGGCUCUCCGUCUGCCUUUACUUUCAACUGUAUCUAAAGCUGUCAGCGCCGCCCACGCGUUGACGGCCUGUACGUAGAUCUCUGUGUGCUUUAAUCACCUCUAGGCGAACCUUAAUCAACUAAAGGCCAAUUAGUGGUCGGCUGGUCGGGACUCCCCAGCGCUUUGGGGGCUCUGGCAAAGCGUGACCCGGGAGAAGAUCACAUAAGUUGCACAUGACUUGUCAAAGCUGCUGAGGCAUUUGCGAAUGGUCCGACUCGCUUAGGGACAUUCCAACAAUAGGAAGAGCAUCCACUUAAGAGCAGAAGGUGCAACGAUACAUGCAAAUGUGUGGAAGUUUCUUUGUGUGACCUUUCGACAAUAGGGUAUUGUAUGAAAAAAGCCUGGUUUUAUUUGUUAAGUAUUUAUUCAUAUCAAGAUAUCUGUAUUGUGUGACUCAAUAAUUAUUUAUAUGUUGUCCUGAAAUGAAUUAUUUUUAUUACGAAAUCUGAA